This is a messenger RNA of Closterium sp. NIES-65, 1366 nucleotides long. The record is from the annotation of a GenBank genome assembly. NCBI's taxonomy places the organism in Eukaryota, Viridiplantae, Streptophyta, Zygnematophyceae, Desmidiales, Closteriaceae.
CGAGCUGGGCUACAAUCAACUCUCAGGCCCGCUGCCUUCCACCCUCGGCCUGCUGCCCUCUCUGCAAGCACUGUACGUGCUGCCACACACCUGCCACUGCAAGCACUUUACGAAUGAAAGGAAAUGUAAUCUGCACAUCCCUCCGCCUCUCUCCCUCUGUCCCUUUCCCCUUCUCAUCACCUCCACCUUCUCAUCACCUCCACCUUCUCAUCACCUCCACCUUCUCAUCACCUCCACCUUCCUAUCACCUCCACAGGACCUCGACUUACCCAUAUGGUUGACACCCGCCUCUUUCUCGCACCUUUCCUCCCCCUCUUCUCCCCUUUCAACCUUAUCCAUUUGCCCACCCCUCCUUCCCACCUAUCAUCCCACCCACCCACCAUCCUUCCCUUCGCUCUCUCCAGCCGCAUCCCAUCCAGCAACAUCACAGGUUCCCCACCGGCCUCUCUCCCGCACCUCUUCUAGCCUCUUCCCCCAAUUCAACCUUCUCCCACUCCCCCAUCCCUCUCCUUCCACCCCCUCAUCCCUUCCUUCCCCUCCUCAUUCCUUACAGCCGCAUCUCCUUCAGCAACAUCACGGGGUCCCUGCCCGCCUCUCUCCUGCGCGCCUUUUCUUGCCUCUCUUCCCCAUUCAACUCCCACUCCCCAUCCCUCUCUCCUCACCUCCUUAUCUCUGCCCCCUCCUCCCUUCCCUCCUCCCCAUCCCUUACAGCCGCAUCCCAUUCAGCAACAUCACGGGGUCCCUGCCGGCCUCGCUCUCGCGCCUCUCAGCGCUGAGCUCACUGCGCCUCACACAGAACCUUCUCGCUGGCCCCCUCCCCGCCAACCUCUCAGCACUCACCGCACUAACUGAGCUGCAGCUGGAGGAGCUUCCCUCCCUACCCCCUCCUUGGUCCCCCUCUCCUUUCCCCCUGCCCACCCUUGCCUCCCCUGCCUUGUGGCACGCUCCUAGCCUCAUGGGGCAAACUCCUGUCGCCCCAGCACCUGGUGCUUCCUCCGCCCCUUUGACCUCCAUCUCCGACCCGCCCCCUUCCCCACGCUACACCCUCCCUGCCCCUCACCCCCCUCUCCCCCACCAGCGAGGUGUCGGCAAAUGCUCUCAGCUCAGCGGCACGCUGCCAGCCUCAUGGAGCAAACCCGCCAAGGUGUCGGUGAAUUCUCUCAGCGGCUCGCUGCCAGCCUCGUGGAGCAAGCUCUCGGCGCUCAGGCAGCUGGCGGCUUCCAGCAACAACAUCACAGGGCCCUUCCCCGCCUUCCUGCUCUCGCUACCGAGUAUUGAGGAGAUGCAGCUGGCAGCCACCAGCAACAACAUCACAGUGCCCUUCCCCUCCUUCCUGCUCUCACUGCCCAACAUAGAGGAGAUGUAG